CCGGGUUGCCGGUGGAGGAGGUGGGCGUCUCUGCAACAUGGACGCCAACGCCUUGGAGCAGGACGGCGUCAAGUUCGCCCAGAUGGCGGUGAGGAACGACCAGAACGGCCGCUUCACCGAGGCCGUCUUCUACUACAAGGAAGCUGCUCAAGCAUUGAUAUGUGCUACUGUAGCUGGAUCAAAAUUGGAUGCUAUACAGGAGAAAAUAAGUGAAUAUCUGGACCGAGUACAGGCUCUUUACUCUGCAGUUCAAACACAGAACAGCAAAGGAGUCCCACUGAAGACAAAGCAGCAGAUGGAUCUGGAACGUGCUAACUUCCUGGUCACGCAAGCGUUUGAAGAAGACGAGAAGGACAAUGCUGAUGAGGCUGUAGAACUGUACACUGAAGCUGUUGAAUUAUGUUUACAAACAGCAAAUGAAACUUCUGAUCAAACACUGCAGGCUAAUUUAAAACAGUUAGCACGACAAACACUUGACAGAGCUGAAGCACUGAAGGAUUCAAUGUCCAAAAUAUCUCAAGAGAAGAAGCAUGUUACUGGGAGACCAAAUCAGCCGGUUCGAACCUUCCAUCCUCUGGGAUCGGAUUUUUCUCUGAAUGAUAAACCGCAUUUGGCCAGAGUUCAAGGCAAUGAUUUGUCAAGCCAGGGCCAAUUUUAUUCUGGAGAAGAAAUUGAGGUUUUACGCAAAACUUCCAAGAUUAAUGGAAUAGAAUAUGUACCUUUCAUGAAUGUGGAUCUCAAGGAACGGGUUGCGUUUCCAAUACCAUUCUCGGACCGUGCUGGCAAAUUGGUAUUGUCACCAAAACAGGAAGCAUUGUUUUCAAGGUGGGUCCGGCCAGAUGACCUCAGCAACAACCCUACAAUGAUCUACACUGUGUCUAGUUUAAGUAUAAAGCAGACUGUGGUAUCGGACUGUUCGUUCGUGGCCUCGCUUGCUAUUGGUGCUGCAUAUGAAAGACGUUACAAUAAAAAAUUAAUCACAAGCAUUAUUUAUCCUCAGAAUAGAAAAGGAGAACCAGAGUAUAAUCCUUGUGGGAAAUACAUGGUAAAACUUCACAUCAAUGGUGUUCCCAGAAAGGUAAUCAUUGAUGACUAUUUGCCAGUGGAUCAUAAUGGUGAGCUGCUUUGUUCCUAUUCCAACAACAGAAAUGAACUUUGGGUCUCGUUGAUAGAAAAAGCUUACAUGAAAGUUAUGGGAGGAUAUGACUUUCCCGGUUCCAACUCUAACAUUGAUCUUCACGCCUUGACUGGCUGGAUACCAGAGAGAAUAGCGAUGCACUCAGACAAUCAGAAGUUUGAUGACGAUGUCACUUUCAAAAUGCUUUAUCAAAGGUUUCACAAGGGAGAUGUUCUAAUUACCACAGCUACUGGUAUAAUGAGUGAGGAAGAAGGAGAACAUUGGGGGCUCGUACCUACACAUGCAUAUGCUGUUCUUGACAUCCGGGACUACAAGGGUCUUAAGUUACUUCAGCUUAAAAAUCCAUGGAGCCAUUUGCCAUGGAAAGGACGGUACAGUGAUAAAGACGAGAAGAGCUGGACUCUAGCUCUUCAGAAGUACUUGAAUUUCAAUCCCAAAACAGCACAGAAAAUUGAUAAUGGAGUUUUCUGGAUUAGCUGGGAAGACCUAUGUAAGCAUUAUGAUGUGAUUUAUUUGAGCUGGAAUCCUGGUCUAUUCAAAGAGUCGACUUACAUUCACAGUACCUGGGAUGCAAAGCAAGGCCCUGUGAAAGAUGCAUACAGCCUGGCUAACAACCCUCAGUACAAGCUGGGUGUACAGUGCCCACAAGGUGGCGCUGUUGUCUGGGUUCUAUUGACCAGACACAUUACUGACAAGGAUGAUUUUGCCCGCAAUCGAGAAUUUAUUACAUUGGUAGUUUACCAGACUGGAGGAAAGAAGGUUUACUACCCAAAUGAUCCGCCUCCAUACAUCGAUGGGAUUCGAAUAAACAGCCCUCAUUACCUGACCAAGAUUAAGCUGAAUACUCCGGGGACAAACACGUUUACUUUAGUGGUGUCUCAGUACGAGAAACAGAACACCAUCCAUUACACACUAAGGGUAUAUUCCAUGUGCAAGUUUGCGUUUUCUAAGAUCCUAUUCCCCUACACACACUAUAAGCGGGUUAAUGGUCAGUGGAAAGGUCAGUCUGCAGGAGGAUGUGGAAACUACAGGGACAGCUACAAAAUGAAUCCAAUUUACCAGAUCACGGCAGAAAAAACUGGGCCUUUGCUGAUUGAACUACGGGGUCCCAGGCAGUACAGUGUUGGUUUUGAAAUGGUGAUCGUUUCAACAACAGGAGACAAUGAGUUCCAAAAAAAGAUCAGUGGAGAUUAUAGAUGUGGGUUUUGCUAUUCAGAAAUCGAGCGUGUUCCUGGCGGAGUUUACAACAUCAUCCCGACCACCUUCCUCCCCGGUCAGGAAGGUCCUUUCUUCUUGGACUUUCACAGUACUGUCCCACUCAAGGUUACUCACUUACAGUGAGUCCAGAGCCCCUUUGAUUACUCUCAAGGAAUUGUCGAAUUGGGUACAUGCCUUAGAUUUGUUUCUUAAAGGGGACUCGUUUUCUAGAAGCAACAAUUGGAAUUUAUUAAUUUUGCAGAAACUUUCAGAGACACUGCACAAUAUUUCACUUCUUAAAGUCAAGCAAAAUUAGUGUGGUGGCAAGAAGGUUAACACUUCUGGUUGGAUUUCUUCUAUGCAGUUUAAAUGAAGGAGAUGUGUAAAUGUAUUAUAUAUAUCUUUAAAACAAAAAUCAUUUGAUGUACAUAUUUCUGCUGUGAAGUAUAACUGGGAUUCUACUGCUGUUUAAUUUAUGGCUGGUAUUGCAUUUGAUUAGCUGGGGAUAGGAUGGUUUUAUUCUACAAAAUAUUCGGUUUCAAAUUGGGCUGGUUCUUCACUGGUGACAUGAAUAAAUUGCUUGAGAGCCUUUAAACUAUGUGAAAAACAGCCAUCAAUGUUUACUAAAAAUUACUUUGCAUCCAAGGGAACUGUGCAAUGUAUUACAAACCAAAGAUCAGUUUAUAUUUGUAAUAUGUCAAUUCUUGGCAUUUUAAAAAGGGUGAAUAUUGACUGGUCGGGCAAUUGUUUAUUUGUAUUUCUAUUAUAGAUUUAUAUAUUUUUAUCCACUUAGUUCUGUUGCCAGCUGAAUAAGUACUGAAAAGUUAAGUAUGUUUCCAGAUGUUGGAUUGAGAAAGCAGAAUGUUAAGAUUAUUUUUUCUUUCAAGGCAGGAAACUUACAAAUCUGCACAACAGCUUGGAUUAUGUAGAAUAAAAUCAAUAUUUUAUCAUGAA
Messenger RNA from Amblyraja radiata (thorny skate), 3289 nucleotides. RefSeq names its product calpain 7 (gene capn7). The record is from RefSeq and is a predicted model, not a curated record. Lineage: Eukaryota; Metazoa; Chordata; Chondrichthyes; Rajiformes; Rajidae. The transcript has 21 exons. Gene Ontology annotation, biological process: proteolysis. The coding region runs from base 38 to 2479 and encodes 813 amino acids. Gene Ontology annotation, molecular function: calcium-dependent cysteine-type endopeptidase activity.